Menidia menidia (Atlantic silverside) is the source of this 588-nucleotide messenger RNA. Lineage: Eukaryota; Metazoa; Chordata; Actinopteri; Atheriniformes; Atherinopsidae. The record is from the annotation of a GenBank genome assembly.
ACAGAUAACAUGAUCUACAUCAUCAUGGGAGUAUCGGGAACUGGGAAAAGCAGUUUAGGUCUGUUCCUGUCUGAAAAGCUGGGCUGGCCUCUGCACGAAGGCGAUGAUUUCCAUCCUCGGGAGAAUAUUCAGAAAAUGGCUCGUGGUGAACCGCUCACAGACCAGGACAGAUGGCCUUGGCUUCUCAAACUACAUGAAGUCAUUGAGAGAGAGAGGAGUUCGGGCUGCAGUGCUCUUGUGGUGUGCUCUGCUCUGAAGCGCCAGUAUAGACAGGUCCUCCUCUUUGGCUCUACGGCCCUUUCUUCUUCUACUGUUUCACACCAGGAAGUGCCGCCUUCAACACCUCCUGAUGUCUUUUUCCUCUACCUGCAUGGUGACUACGAACUCAUACACAAGAGGAUAGUAGCCCGAAUGGGUCAUUACAUGAAAGCAGACCUGCUUCGUUCUCAGUUCGAUAUUUUAGAGCCUCCAUCCGAUGAGGAGAACGUGUUAUCGCUGGAUGUCAGGAGGAGCAUCGCUGACAUGGCUGGGGAGGUUGAAAAGCACAUCAUCACCCUGAAUCAUUGCCAGGAGUCAAGUUGUAGCUAA